Molecule: messenger RNA, 1819 nt
Organism: Cyclopterus lumpus (lumpfish)
Lineage: Eukaryota; Metazoa; Chordata; Actinopteri; Perciformes; Cyclopteridae
Product: alpha-N-acetylgalactosaminide alpha-2,6-sialyltransferase 2-like
Exons: 9
Coding region: 65-1378 (437 amino acids)
Molecular function (GO): sialyltransferase activity
Source: RefSeq, a predicted model, not a curated record
AUGUCAGUGGUGAAAACAAACCUGUCAGUGUUUAAGUAACGAGUAUAGCUUGCAGGACUCAAGAAUGGCAAGGCAAACUCCCAGGGCAUUUUUUUUCCUGCUUGUGAUUUCAUAUAGCAUUGUAAUCUUUGUUCUUUCAUUGGGACUAUCAAUCAACGGAUGGAACACUUUCUCAGGACAAACCAGUCAAGCCAAUGAGGAAAUGGUUGACUUCGGGGAUGUAAAAGGACACUUGACUGCGACACAUGAGCGUACCACCAAAUCAAACCCGGGGGCAACGCUAAAAAGUUAUCCAACAAGAUGCUCCACAUGUGGCGCUGAGACUCCCAUGCCAGUCCUCUACAUAAAAUCCUUCAAGAAGUAUCCUGAGUGGGAAUUUGAGGAUAUUUAUAACCAGGAUGCUCCACCCAGGCAGUCUACAUGUGCCCAAUCUCUGGGAAACUCGAUGGAGGACGAAGGCUUCAAGAAGGCUUUUCUCCCCAACAUUCGUUUGUUCAUGCACAAAAUCAACAUGAGCGAAUGGAACCGGCUUUCCCAUUUUAACAGUCCUUUUGGUUUCAUGCAGUUCAACUACGACGAUGUGAUGGCUGCAGUGCAGUUGAUCCCAAAGCCAAAAGAGCCACUACUCCUUCCAAAGACAGGCAGUGACAGGUGUUUGCGCUGUGCUGUGGUGGGCACUGGAGGGAUCCUGAAUGGCUCAAAAAUGGGGAAAGAAAUCGAUGCUCACGAUUACGUUUUUCGGAUGAACGGUGCGAUCAUCAAAGGUUAUGAGGAGGACGUGGGAAACAGGACAUCGGUGUACGUUCACACCUCUCAUUCUAUCACCACGUCGCUGUAUUUGCUACGGAAGUACGGCUACACAUCUGCCCCGAAUGAUGAGGGAAUAAAAUACGUAUUGAUUCCUGAGGGGAUGAGGGAUUUUAUUUGGCUGGAGGCUCUUUUCAAAAGAAAAAGGAUCACUUCCGGGCAACGUAAGAACACCAGGCCAGAGACAUACUAUGGCGGACAGUACAAUGAGACCCGCUUCUAUGUUCUGCACCAGGAUUUCCUGAGAUACGUUCGAAACAGGUUCUUAAAGUCUCCUCAUCUGAAUUCUUCAUACUGGAACAUUGUCAGACCAACCAAUGGGGCAUUCACUCUCUUCCUGGCUCUGCAAACCUGUGACACUGUGAGUGCAUAUGGAUUCAUGACUGAGGACUACAAGAAAUACUCUAACUACUACGUUGAGCAUGUAAAAACCAAAGUCAUUUUCUACGCCAACCACGACUAUGACCUGGAGAAGAACCUGUGGAAAAAACUACACGACAGCAAAAUACUUAAGUUGUAUCAAAGAACAGAAACAGGGACAGAAGCGCCAAGCAUGACACCGAUGCACUGAGAAUGCACCCGCUUAGAAGUUCAGAAUUUUACUUGAUGGCGUGGAAAGUGGAAAUUAAACUUAAUUAAACACCAAUUAUCUCUAUAGACGUUGGCUGCAAAAUGAAGGAAGAGGGAAAAGACAAUGAAUUACCCUGCGAUCACUUUUCCUAAUAAUAGUGUUUUUAUCUACAUUUUUAUAAUAAUGGGAAUUUACAGGUCAUAAAACGAAAGCAUAUAUUUAAUCUAUCUAAAACAUCAAAUAUGUAUAUUUUUCCUUUUCUUUUAAUGUUUGUUUUUUUUAAUAUGUAUUACUAUACUGCAGGCUUUGGCUCGGUUUUAUAGUGACGGAUCAAUGUGUUGACCUUCCUUCUCUCAAGGGUUAAUUAAUGUGCAUGUGUGAUGCCAUUAGAGCAGAUUGAAACUGAAUGUAAGGAUUUGAUCAGCAUUUGAUCUUUAACAA